Messenger RNA from Alosa sapidissima (American shad), 1346 nucleotides. RefSeq names its product troponin C, skeletal muscle. The transcript has 6 exons. Gene Ontology annotation, molecular function: calcium ion binding. The record is from RefSeq and is a predicted model, not a curated record. The coding region runs from base 125 to 610 and encodes 161 amino acids. NCBI's taxonomy places the organism in Eukaryota, Metazoa, Chordata, Actinopteri, Clupeiformes, Clupeidae. Gene Ontology annotation, cellular component: myosin II complex.
CAGUUUAACUGAGAGGGGAUAUACAGGUACUUAUUGGGGAAGUUCUGUUCUGUUCUGUUGUGAAUCCCAGAUCUUUCUUUUUCUCUGGCUCUCUUUGGUCAGCUCAUCAGCCAAGCCAGCCACUAUGCCGACUGAUGCCCAAACUGAUGCUCGUUCCUUCUUGAGCGAGGAAAUGAUUGCGGAGUUCAAGGCUGCCUUCGACUUGUUUGACACAGAUGGAGGCGGUGAUAUCAGCACCAAGGAGUUGGGUCAAGUCAUGAGAAUGUUGGGUCAGAACCCAACCAGAGAAGAACUGGAUGCCAUUAUUAUAGAGGUUGAUGAGGAUGGCAGUGGAACCAUCGACUUUGAGGAGUUCUUAGUCAUGAUGGUGCAGCAGCUGAAAGAGGACCAGGCUGGAAAGUCAGAUGAGGAGCUGUCGGAAUGUUUCCGUGUGUUUGACAAGAAUGGGGAUGGGUGGAUUGACCGUGAGGAGUUUGGUGACAUCAUGCGCGCCACUGGAGAACCAUUGAUGGAGGAAGAAGUGGACGAAUUGAUGGCUGACGCAGACACAAACAAAGAUGGCAAGAUCGAUUUCGAUGAGUUUCUGAAAAUGAUGGAGAACGUCCAGUAAGAGAAAAAACACAUUCCUUCAUGCCCCAUUCUUGACAAGAGGCUGUGGUGAAAAAACAGAGAACUAACACCUUGGAUACUAAUGAAAGAAGAAUGAAGAUUGUAGGAAAAUCAGCAGCCGAUGGUGAUAAAUCGACCAUAUAUUCUACUGUCAACACUUUUCUGGAGAUGGCUGCUGGUGGACAUCUAUAAAUAGCUAUGUGAAACCCUUGAAGUGGACAGCUAACACCCCCCCCCCCCCCCCCUUCCCCAAUCUACUCCCAUUCCUCCUCCUCCCAAUGCACCCUUGAGACUUUCCCUCCCACCCCUUGCCCCUCUCUCUCAGCUGUCUUCUUCCACACCUGCUACUUCUGGAAAGAUACCCGCCUACCCCAUCCCACCCCUUAUUUGAGUCUCCUCUUGGGCCCUCAUCGUGUGCCCCACCCUCUGUAAAAUGUUUCAAAAUAAACCAGCUUCCAUCUUUGCCUCAGAAUCCCACCUCCAUGUUAUACAUUGAUGUUAAAGAGACUUCAAAUGGUGUAAAACACUCAGAAACUAAACCAUUUAAUUCAGGAAGUUUGUGUGUUCAGGGAAUUUAUUUCUUCUUGAAUUAGACAACAGCCCUGGCAGAGACAAACAGAAUCGGCUGAGCUUCUCUCUACUUGACAGAAAUUACUGGAAUGUUUACAGCAUGUUGUUUUUAAUGUAUUUCUCACUGUCCUUUCCAGUAAAAUUUCCAUGCCAUUAUUGCAAGUUGA